AUGAACGGAGGAAGGCGAAGAGGUGGGAUGCUUCCGCUACUGGCGCUGCACGCGUUGAGCGAGUACUACAGGCUGGACAGAAAGCCGCCUGUCACGGCGGGGCUUAUAGCGGCCAACACCAUAAUUUACUUGAGACCCGGGUACCUCAAUCGGAUUCUCCCUACUCUUAAUGAGGUCUGGUUCAAUCCCCACCUCAUCCUCAAGCACAAGGAUCUGAAGCGCUUUCUCUUGUCAGCAUUCUAUCACAUUGGCGACUCUCACCUUGUUUAUAAUAUGUUAUCACUAUUAUGGAAGGGAAUCCAGUUGGAGAAUUCAAUGGGAAGUGUUGAAUAUGCAUCUAUGAUUGCGACUUUAGUCGGUAUGUCCCAAGGAAUGACACUACUGCUAGCUAAAUUUCUUUUGCUUUUCGACUACGAGAGAGCAUAUUACAAUGAAUAUGCUGUGGGAUUUUCUGGUGUGCUUUUUGCCUUGAAAGUUGUCCUCUAUUCCCAGUCAGAUAACUAUACAUACGUUCAAGGGAUAAUGGUACCGUCUCGUUAUGCUGCUUGGGCAGAGCUUAUUCUCAUCCAAAUGUUUGUUCCGGGUGUCUCUUUCCUCGGCCACCUUGGGGGAAUUCUUGCAGGCCUUCUCUAUUUAUUUGUACGAUCUUCAUAUUCGGGUCCUGAUCCCUUGACGAAGAUAAUCAGAGGUGUGACCAGUAUUCUUAGGUGGCCUUUGCAAUCUCUACUGGGCAUGUUUCGUUUUUCACGAAGGAGAAUUCAUGGUGGGGGAACUGUUGGUGGGAGUCGGUCGAGACAUGUAUCUGGUGUAUGGAGAUGUCAAGCAUGUACGUUUGACAAUUCAGAUUGGUUAAGUGUUUGUGAAAUGUGUGGGACACAUUGUGAUGACGGUUUGUCUUCUUUAGAUACUCCGUCCCGUUUCGAUGACCUUGCUCUAGAUGAAUUACGACAGCGUAGAGUUCAGAGGUUUGGAAGAUGA
Fraxinus pennsylvanica is the source of this 978-nucleotide messenger RNA. Lineage: Eukaryota; Viridiplantae; Streptophyta; Magnoliopsida; Lamiales; Oleaceae. The record is from the annotation of a GenBank genome assembly.